GCGCGUAAAGUCCGCAAUCAAAAAGGUUUGCUGGGUUUGUGGCGUCGCCGCCGCUUGGAUGUCAACUCCACUUGUGCAUGUACCUUUACAUGUACCUUUACAUGUACCUUUACAUGUACCUUUACAUGUACUUAUGCAUGUAGUUUGGCGGCAGCAGAAGAUGGACUUUGUCUAGUCCGGAGGAGAAGAAGAAGAAGAAGAAGAAAACUACUACUAAUAGGAAGAAGAAGAAGGAGGAGGAGGAGGAGAAGGGGACUAAGAAGAAGAAUAUUCUAACAAAUAAUAAUAAUAAUAAGAGGAGGAGAUGGAGGUGUAGUUUGUCGGAAGAAGCUCCGAUGAGAGAUUCCAUGGCGUCCUUCCAUCACUUCCAGGCUCACCGGCCUGACUUCCACAUGUCUGCCUUCUUGGCGGCCGCUCAGCCUUCCUUCUUCCCGGCUCUGGGGCUCCCCGCCGGGCCGCCGCUGGGCAAGAUGUCGCCCCAGCACCACCAGCACCACCAGCACCAUCUUCACGGACAUCAUCACGGCCAUCACGGCCUGGCGGGGCCGACGGACGGCGGCGGACUCCUGGCGGCUGCGGGGGGGCCAGGAGGUCCGGGAGGUCCGGGAGGGGCGACACACCUCCGCGGCGUGAAGAGUCUGCAGGAGGCCGAAGAGGAGCAAGUAGAAGAUGAUCCCAAAGUCACGCUGGAGGCCAAAGAUCUGUGGGAUCAGUUUCAUCAGCUGGGCACCGAGAUGGUCAUCACCAAGUCUGGAAGGAGGAUGUUCCCUCCGUUCAAAGUGCGCAUCAGCGGCCUGGACAAGAAGGCCAAGUACAUCCUGCUGAUGGACAUCGUGGCGGCGGAUGAUUGCCGCUACAAGUUCCACAACUCCCGCUGGAUGGUGGCCGGCAAGGCGGACCCGGAGAUGCCCAAGAGGAUGUACAUCCACCCGGACAGUCCUGCCACCGGCGAACAGUGGAUGGCCAAGGCUGUGGCCUUCCACAAACUCAAACUCACCAACAACAUCUCAGAUAAACACGGAUUUACCAUCUUGAACUCCAUGCACAAAUACCAGCCCAGGUUCCACAUCGUGCGAGCCAACGACAUCUUGAAACUUCCUUACAGCACCUUCAGGACUUACGUCUUCCCAGAAACUGAGUUUGUGGCCGUCACUGCUUAUCAGAACGACAAGAUCACGCAGCUGAAAAUCGACAACAAUCCUUUCGCCAAAGGCUUCCGAGACACUGGCAACGGAAGAAGAGAGAAAAGGAAGCAACUGUCUCUGCCAUCACUGAGGAUGUCUGAGGAGUGCAGGGGUGUGGAGGAGGUUGAGGCUGCAGAUUCUGAGGCGUCCAGCGAGCCUUCCAACACCAUCAACUCUCCUCUGGGAACAUCCAACAGUCCUCACAACUUCAACUCCAGCCAUCAUGAAGAGAAGGUGUGCAGCGACAGCGAGCAGGAGAUGGAGGAGCAGCAAGAAGAGGGUUGCACCACCACCACCUGCACCACCUCCACCUGCACCACCUCCACCUGCAACACCACCACCUCCACCUCUUUGAGCGCAGAAGGCGCGCUGACGUCGUCGAGACGCGGGGAGGCGCCGACGUCUUUGAGCAAGAAGGAGGAGAAGUGGCGCAGUGUGGAGAAGGAGAAAGGCGGGAAGGACAGCAUGUCACCUGUGAUGGUGCAGACAGAAAGCCCCUCCCACUUGAGUCACCUGCAGAGUUUGGCGCUGUCAGGUCUCCACCCUCAGCACUUCUUCAGCCCUCUCAACGCCUCCUUCUUCCACCCGGGACACUUCGCCAUCAACCCCGCCGCCUUGUCCGCCAUCAACAUGCAGCACCUGCUGGCCUCCGUGGCGAGCAGCCAGGUGGCGGAGGGCGGGGCCGCGCCCACCACCACCUUCCCCUUCCACCUGUCUCAGCACAUGCUGGCCUCUCAGGGCAUCCCCAUGCCUCCACUAGGUGGCAUCUUCCCCUACUCCUACUCCUACAUGGCGGCGGCGGCGGCAGCAGCGGCGGCGGCGAGCAGCAACUCUUCGGGCGCGCUGGGCAGGAACCCCUUCUUGGCUUCCUCCCGUCCUCGUCUUCGCUUCAGUCCUUACCAACUUCCUGUGCCCGUGUCUCUGCCCGCCUCAGAAGCCUCCAAGGCGGGCAGCCCAGAGAGCAGCCCCACGCGGCGCCGCCAUGACGCCUCGCCGCCAAGUCCCGGCAGAGAGUCUGGCAACCAGCUGCACAACAUUCAGAGACUGCUCAGCGGCCUGGACGCUCACACAGAAACUUCCUCACCUGCACACUCCCCCUAGUCCACGCCUCACACUCCCCAUCACCUCACCCUCGCCAUCACCUCAUCAUCAUCACCUCACCCUCGCCAUCACCUCAUCAUCAUCACCUCACCCUCGCCAUCACCUCAUCAUGACCUCACCCUCUACCAGCUGAUGAUCACUGACUGGGACGCCAUUUUACAAUGAAGAAGAAGAAGAAGAAACACGCCACUUGCAUCCUCCAGCGGCAACGACUCUUUCACCGCCUCAACAACAACAUCAUCAACAACAUCAUCAUCAAUAACAACAUCAUCAUCAUCAUCAUCAAUAACAUCCAUAACAACACAAUCAUCAUCAUCAUCAACAACAACAACAUUAUCAACAAUAACAACAUAAUCAUCAACAACAACAUAAUCAUCAACAAUGACAUCAACAACUAUAUCAUUAACAACAUCAUCAACAACAUCCUCAAGAACAACAACAUUAUCAAUAUUAACAACAUCAUCAUCAUCAACAACACCAUUAUCAUCAUCAACAAUAACAUCAACAACUAUAUCAUUAACAACAUUAUCAACAACAACAUAAUCAUCAACAACAUCAUCAACAUCAACAACAACAUAAUCAUCAACAACAUCAUCAACAACAACAUCAUCAUCAACAUUUUCAUCAACACAAUUAACAUCAUCAUCAACAACAACAUAAUUGAUCAAAUACAUAAACACAAAAAACAUAUUCAACAAUUCCAACAACAACAUCAUCAACAUCAUCAUCAAUACUAUCAACAACAACAUCAUCAACAAACAACAUUAACAACAUCUUGAUCAACAACAACAACAUAAUUGAUCAAAUACAAAAACAACAUCAACAGAAAAAAUAACAUCUUCAACAACACCGUCAACAACAACAUCAUCAACAUCAACAUUAUCAACAUCAUAAACAACAACAUAAUCAACAACAACAUCAUCGACAACAUUAUCAACAACAACAUCAUCAUCACCAACAACAUCUACAUUAUCAUCAACAACAAUAUUGACAACAUCAUUCAUCAAAUACAAAAAACAUCAACACAAAAAACUACAUCUUUAAAAACAACAUCAACAACAUUAUCAACAUCAUCAUCAACAACAAGAUCAUCAACAACAUCAAAAACAUCAUCACUAUCAACAACAUCAUCAUCAACAAGGACAACAUCAUCAACAACAACAACAACUCAGGUACUUCAGGCCCACAAUGAAGAAAUGAGACGAAAGAGUAAAAGUGUGAUUGUAAAGAUUCCAUCUGAUUCUGAUUCUGAUUCUGAUUCUGAUUCUGAUUCUGUUUCUGAUUCUGAUUCUGAUUCUGAUUCUGAUUCCACUCCGGAUUAAAAGCCACUCUGGCAAAGUAUAAUUGGAUUGAAUAAUUCUCAUCAACGUUUCCAAAAAGGUUAGAAAAUGUCCUUCUGACAUAAAUCCUCUUUUAAAAAUAGAUUGUUGUAGAAAAGAAGAAACUUCAAACAUGUUUUAAUUUUUACAUGAUUUUUGAAAUCCUUUGUUCCAGAUUCUGAAUCCAUUUGGAAUCAGGAGGAAUAAGAUUUGGAUGUGAAUGCUUUUAAUCUGAAAAGACCAAAAUAGUCCAAUCACGUAAGACUCCGUUUUAGCUGCUUAGCUUCACCAUUUGGUUAGCGUUCGGGUUUAGUUUUAGGUUUUGUUAGUCUUUGGUUUGGUUUUGUUUUAUGGUUUGUUGAGUUUGAGAGUGAGUUUAGUUUUAGGGCUACUUUAGUUUCAGGGUUUGUCUAGUCUUACAGUUAGUUUAGUUUUAGGCUUGGAUUAGUUGAAAGUUGGUUGGGUUAGUUAGUCCAAGUCCGUCAAACCAAAGUGAGGCCUAGAGUUCAGGUUCUGAUGACUUUUGGGCUCGGAGAAGUUGGAGGAGGACUUUUGUAGAAAGUGAAGACAAAGUUGCAGCAUCCAAAGAAGUUGACAAUAUUUCAUCAGCUGACAGGAUGGGACUUCAACGCUUUCACAAUAAAAGUCUUUAUUUAGUCCAGUGGCCUAGCUUGUGAAAACAACAACAAAACAUGUCAGUCUUAUGUUGAAGAGAAAAAUGUCUUUUUGAUUUAUUUAUGUGAUUUAAGGAAAAGGAAAAAGUGUAAAUAAGUCUAAGAUCGGAGGAAAUGCAAUUGGUUUUAAUUUAUUUCAACGAGCGUGUAAAUAUUGCUUUCAUAUGACACUCACCUUCUCAGCCCUGGACAGGAAGUCCCUAAAGUCUCAACAUGUCACAAACACACCUCUUCCUCUUCAUAGUCAAGUUUAUAUUCGUAUUCAUGUUUACAUUCAUGUUUAUAUUCAUGUUCAUGUUUAUAUUCAUGUGCUUGUUUAUAUUCAUGUUCAUGUUUAUAUUCAUGUUCAUGUUUAUAUUCAUGUACUUGUUUAUAUUCAUGUCCAUGUUUAUAUUCAUGUUCAUGUUUAUAUUCAUGUUCAUGUUUAUAUUCAUGUUCUUGUUCAUGUUCAUGUUUAUAUUCAUGUUCAUGUUUAUAUUCAUUUUUAUGUUCAUGUUCAUAUUCAUGUUUAUAUACAUGUUCAUGUUCAUGUUUAUAUUCAUGUUUAUAUACAUGUUCAUGUUUAUAUUCAUGUUUGUAUUCAUGUUCUUGUUCAUGUUUACAUUCAUGUUCUCUUUCAUGUUUAUAUUCAUGCUCUUGUUCAUGUUUAUAUUCAUGUUCUUGUUCAUGUUUAUAUUCAUGUUUAUAUUCAUGUUCUUGUUCAUGUUUAUAUUCAUGUUCUUGUUCAUGUUCAUAUUCAUGUUUAUAUUCAUGUUCAUGUUUAUAUUCAUGUUCAUGUACUUGUUUAUGUUCAUGUUUAUAUUCAUGUUUAUAUUCAUGUUCGUGUUUAUGUUCAUGUUCUUGUUUGUGUUUAUAUUCAUGUUCUAGUUCAUGUUCAUGUUUAUAUUCAUGUUCGUGUUUAUAUUCAUGUUUAUGUUCUUGUUCGUGUUUAUAUUCAUGUUCUUGUUCAUGUUUAUAUUCAUGUUCAUGUACUUGUUUAUAUUCAUGUUCAUGUUUAUAUUCAUGUUCGUGUUUAUAUUCAUGUUUAUAUUCAUGUUCUUGUUCAUGUUCAUGUUUAUAUUCAUGUUCAUGUUUAUAUUCAUGUUUAUGUUCAUGUUUAUAUUCAUGUUCAUGUUUAUAUUCAUGUUCUUGUUCAUGUUUAUACUCAUGUUCUUGUUCAUGUUCAUGUUUAUAUUCAUGUUUAUGUUCAUGUUUAUAUUCAUAUUCAUGUUUAUAUUCAUGUUCAGAAGAAUGAGUCCUUCCUGAAUCCAAAAAUCCUCUUAAAUAAUAUAUGAAGAAUGAUGAUAUGUAUAUGUACAUGUACAUGUAUAUGUAUAUGUACAUGUACAUGUAUAUGUAUAUGUAUAUGUAUAUGUAUAUGUAUAUGUAUAUGUAUGUGUACAUGUAUAUGUACAUGUAUGUAGUGGUGGUACUACUAUGAGGUGUGCAUUGUCCAUGGACUUUAGGGAGCUCCUGUAGUGAAAAGUGAUUGUGAUGGGACAUGAUGUGUGUGUGCCAUAUUUCAUAUUCCAUAUUCCAUAUUCCAUACGCUGAGAGGGGAAACUGCACAUACUGUAAAUAUUUACAUUUUUACUUCACCAUGAUCAAAGCAUUCUUUAUGAAUGGAUAUAUUUAAACAUGAACUAUUCCUCUUUAUCCUGGUUGUCCAUUUCAUCCGUCUCACUAUUUGCAAUAAAACGUCUCGUGUUGAAAA
This is a messenger RNA of Nerophis ophidion (straightnose pipefish), 5971 nucleotides long. RefSeq names its product T-box transcription factor TBX2-like. Lineage: Eukaryota; Metazoa; Chordata; Actinopteri; Syngnathiformes; Syngnathidae. Gene Ontology annotation, molecular function: RNA polymerase II cis-regulatory region sequence-specific DNA binding; DNA-binding transcription factor activity, RNA polymerase II-specific. The transcript has 7 exons. Gene Ontology annotation, biological process: cell fate specification; regulation of transcription by RNA polymerase II; positive regulation of DNA-templated transcription. The record is from RefSeq and is a predicted model, not a curated record. The coding region runs from base 336 to 2285 and encodes 649 amino acids. Gene Ontology annotation, cellular component: nucleus.